UGCUUAGCGCGUUUUUAUUUUCCUUCAUUGUCGUUUUGAGUUCGUUUCUUCUUCUUCUUCACUAGAAAGGGAAAACCCUAGGAGCUUCAUUAUACCAUUACUUCACACCAUUCCGAAAUCAAGAAAGGGGACCGGUGUCAACCGCUCGAAGCAAAGCAUUGGAGCGUCUCAAGGUCCGCCUCUACGGAGGCCGUCGAUUGGAUGGCGCUGGGCACUCGUCGGCAAGCGCCACGAUCAGGCGCGCUCCUUUCAUAGUCGACGAUGGAGGAAUCGGAUACGGCCAUGAGGGUGAGGAAGAAGACUGGUCUCAGGCCGGAUUCACUCUCUUCUUCGAUGAAUCCGAAGGCGAAUCGGAAAGGUUUCUCAGUAAAACAUGACUGCUAUUAUGUCAUUUCACUUAUUCUUUAUUGUUCCUGUGUCGUUAUUUUUUAGGUGACAUACCUAAUGGUUUUCCUAUUCGUUGUAAACUGAAACAUAUCCAAAGCCUCUCUAUUCUAUUCUACUUUGAAACAAAUCCAUAGUAGGAUGUUUUGUUUAUUUGCAAAUGAAAAGAGAAGUAUUACUUUUAAGUUGUUGGCAGGUUUACUCAGCGGAAUAUACCGAGAGUGUAUCCAAAAGGCACUCGUAUUGCCUCAACAAAUUAUAACCCAUUGAUCGGAUGGAUGCAUGGAAUAUAACGAGUUGUAUGAAUAACAUAAUAAAUAACAAGAUACUACAUUAAACAUUUGAAGUCUAGCUAGCACUUUUGCUCUUUGAAAGUUGGGAAAAACUUGUAUGAUAGGAGAUAAAAUUUAAUUAAAGAGAUAGAUAGAGACACACAAUAGUUCAUAUGAAGUUUCUGAUAUACAAAUACUUUUAUAUACCAGAACUAUUUAAACUCUGGGGCUGUACUUUUUAGGAUAACUAGUGUUUUGUUGUAUUUUGGGCUUCCCCCAUUUAUAUGCAUGAAAGUGGGUGAUGUUGGAUUGUCAUGAAGUUUUAGAAAGUAAUAAGGGAUAGAGAGGUAGCAUACGGAGAGUGAAAGAAGAGUGAAUAUUUUCUUAUUCAAAAUUACUUAAGUUAUACUGAAAUGUAACAUGAUGUAGUGUGUUAUUGACUAAAUGAUAUUGAGGUCAUGCAAGAUGUCCACUAAUCAGUUUUCAUUGUGCAUGGUUCCAUUCCAUGACAAGGAUAUGCUAGGUCUCUCUGGUUGAUGCAGGAAAUGUUCAAAGCCAAUGGGGGAUGUGGUUAUGUUAAGAAACCAGAUUUUCUGUUAAACACUGGUCUUAUUAAUGAGGUCUUUGAUCCUAAAGCUCAUUUGCCUGUGAAGAAAACUUUGAAAGGAUUAAGAGCUAUUCAGAUACUUGCAGAUGCUUUGCCUAAAAUUGUUCCUUAUGUAUUGAUCAAUCAUCGUGAGGAACUUCUUCCAUUAAUGAUGUAUGCAAUUGAGCACCACCCAGAUAGCAGGACUCGGGAUUCUUUGACCCAUAGAUUAUUCAACUUAAUCAAGCGGCCUGAUGAACAACAAAGACGAGUAAUAAUGGAUGCAUUUGUCAGCCUUGCAAAGAAUGUUGGAGAGAUGAGAACAGAAACAGAAUCGCUUCCUCAAUGUUGGGAACAAAUAAAUCACACGUACGAGGAACGUAGAAUGCUAGUUGCUCAAUCAUGUGGCGAGCUUGCAGAAUUUCUGCGGCCUGAGAUUCGGGAUUCCCUUAUUUUAUCUAUUGUGCAACAACUAAUAGAAGAUGGUGCCAUUAUUGUUCUAGAGGCUGCAGCUCACAAUUUGACUAUGAUGCUUCCACUUUUUCAAGGCACGGAUAAAUAUUUCCAGGUCAGCUUCACUAUAUAUGCUUCGAGGCAUUCAUGGAGAAGAUUUCUGACUUUUUAUAGAAUUGACUGCAAUGUGGAGGAGUUGAUGUUCCAAUUGUCAAAUGCAGGUGUCUCUAAUUAUUUCAUUCUUAUGCGGUUUUUGUUAAACUGUUCAGUUAUAGAGUUGUUAAUGCUCAGUUUAUGCUUGUGUAUUAUAUUUUCACUAUUCAAGCAGGAGUUUCUACUGCACAUUUGGUUCUGUGAAAGUGAGUAACAUUAUUGUACCAUUUAUUCAUUAUUUGUUUCUAUA
Vigna radiata var. radiata (mung bean) is the source of this 2098-nucleotide messenger RNA. Its product is annotated as lisH domain and HEAT repeat-containing protein KIAA1468 homolog. Gene Ontology annotation, biological process: intracellular signal transduction; intracellular cholesterol transport; lipid metabolic process. Bases 1193 to 2062 code for a protein of 289 amino acids. The transcript has 6 exons. The record is from RefSeq and is a predicted model, not a curated record. Lineage: Eukaryota; Viridiplantae; Streptophyta; Magnoliopsida; Fabales; Fabaceae. Gene Ontology annotation, cellular component: trans-Golgi network; recycling endosome. Gene Ontology annotation, molecular function: phosphatidylinositol-4,5-bisphosphate phospholipase C activity.